AUGUUCAAGAUGUUUGGCGCUGGGAAGAAAGACAAGGAUUACGCCAAACUGAUGUCAGCCCGCCGUAUUGACAGCCAGGAAAGUCUGACAGACGGACCUGCACUUACGGGACCAAUCGAUAGCAAGUCUGAUACCCGCAGCCGGCUUGGUAAAGUUUUAAAGAAAAUCAACUUAAGCAACAAGUUGCAGGUCCGGAGGAAGUCGCAGAGUAGUGUGAGUCGUGGCUCGGCCACAGGCAGCGAGAGAGACGAAGAGGCCUCACAAGUAGCCAGUGAAGAUGAAAGAAAGUCUAAAGUGUCUAUUAGUGUGACAGAAAGUGAGCCAGAAGCAGGUGCAAGUGGAAGCAGUAAAGAGAAAGACUCCGAUGAGGAAUCCUCAGAGAAAAGCAGUGUUGACCGAGAUUAUCUGAAAGUAGAUUUAGACCGGGAUGAUGCCAAUGAAAGCACUGUGGACUCAGAGGAAGAACCUGAUGAAGAGCCGGGAGAUUCUGAUGAGGAUAGCAAGUCCAAGUCUGAAGGAGAAGAAACUGAAAAGGAAUCUGUCAGUGAGAAAGAAACUGGAACUGAAAGAGAAUCAGAGUCAGAGAAGAGUCAGAGUCAGAGAAGUCAUCAGCUACAGAGAAAGAAUCAGAAACCGAAAAAGACUCAGAGUCAGAGAAAGAGUCUGAAUCUGAGAAAGAAACAGAAUCAGGAACAGGCACGGCAACAGAGAAGGAAACAAGCACAGAAAAGGGUUCAGGAGACUCUGAUGAAGAGUCUGAAGAAGAAGAAGAAGCUUCAGGGAGCACUAGAGAAAGUGGGUCUUCUGCCCGGUCUUCCAUGA
Lates calcarifer (barramundi perch) is the source of this 822-nucleotide messenger RNA. RefSeq names its product glutamic acid-rich protein-like. The record is from RefSeq and is a predicted model, not a curated record. The transcript has a single exon. NCBI's taxonomy places the organism in Eukaryota, Metazoa, Chordata, Actinopteri, Centropomidae. Bases 1 to 822 code for a protein of 273 amino acids.